Molecule: messenger RNA, 2250 nt
Organism: Fusarium tjaetaba
Lineage: Eukaryota; Fungi; Ascomycota; Sordariomycetes; Hypocreales; Nectriaceae
Exons: 3
Coding region: 1-2250 (749 amino acids)
Source: RefSeq, a predicted model, not a curated record
AUGUCUGGCUUCGAGGUCGCCGGUAUCGUGCUCGGUAGCAUACCUAUCGUCGUGUCUGCACUACAAUGCUACAUGAACGGUCUCGGCACCCUGCAGAAUUUCCGAUCCUACAAACGAAUCCUCAAGAGCCUCAUCUUGACUCUCAAGACCGAGCAUGUCAAUCUUCAGAACAUUUGUGAAAAACUCCUAACAGGAAUUGCGCCACAAACGCGAAUUGAGGAAAUGAUACGAGAUCCGUUCGGAGACCUAUGGAAAAAAGAAGAGAUCUUCAAUAAGCUGCGCCUGAGGCUCUGGUCAUCUUUGCAGGUAUUCGAUGAUCGGGUGCAGGACAUGAGGGAAGCUAUCGAGGAGAUGAUGGAGAAGCUCAAUGUUGGUCCAAGCGGCAAGGCUGAGUGGGCAGAGAGCUCAUCGAUAAAAAAGCAGUUCAAGCGAGCAACAUUCAUCCUUCAAAAGUCAAAUCAUGAGGAGGUCUUGACGAGGAUUCGAGAUGGUGUGUCAGCUCUUCAGCGCCUAGCAGUCCUCAACACGGAUCUAGAAUCACAAAGAAAGUCUCGGUCACAAGGGAGACUCAACAAACUCGUCAACGGAAUGCUGAGUGGCAUAUAUCAUGCACUGCGGUCUACAAUGACUUGCAAAUGCUCUGGCCUACAUGAUGUUGGCUUGAGGCUUACGCCGCCAUCACGGACUGUUGUUCCUGAGGAUGAUGAUGAGGAUAUUAUGAAGGAGCUGCAGUUCCGCCUUGCAGUCUCAUACCUGACGGGAUCACAAGUCAAUACAUCAAAGCAAUGGAAUGAAAUUCUUCUGAAGAGUGGAGAGGAUGUGAAGAGGUCGACGGUUGCUUUCACGGCGCAAAGUACAUCUACUUCGAGGAAGACGGUUGGGUUUUCCGUUCCCUCAACCACCUCUUCGACAAGCAGCCAGCAUUCACAAACAAUUGUCAUCGAAUCAGCCUUAUCAAACCUCACGUUCAACACGCUUAGGACAAUGUCAGAGCCUGUUUGUUCCAAACACAUCAGCAAUCUGUGCGAAGCAAUGCAAACGAUGGGGAAGAGAAAACGGGGCGAGAGAUGUGGGCACAUCCAACAUUGCUACAUGACCCAAAGUCAGAAGUACGAUGUUUAUACUCUCGAAUGUCUAGGCAGUUGUGAUGAAUGGUCUUUGGUACCACUAAAAGAAGUGCUUCGACAUCCGGCGUUGCUCUACGGUGACAAGCUACGCCUGGCUUGGAUGAUUACCUGUGGUGUCUUACAGAUGCAAGGCACGCCUUGGGUUGCAGACAUUCCAAGAAGUGAGGAUAUCUUCAUUGCUCAAAAGGGUGGUGUUCAUCAAUUCCAGCAUGUUUUUGUCCUCAGACACUUCCCCGAGUAUCCUAAAGUCAACGCCUCAGCAUCACCAACCAACCCGUUCAUGCUUUAUCUCGGUAUCCUACUCAUCGAGCUCAUUCUUGGCCAGUCAAUAGCAACUCUGGAUUCACCCCAGACUCAAAAAUUAGAGCCCGGGUUACCAAGACAUAUCCUUGACUACGAAACUGCCAAUAAGCUUUUGGGACGAGUCAUGAUGACUGGUGGCUCUGGAUAUUACAAUGCAGUCGAGCGAUGUCUACGAUUGGAUAUGCAAAUUGCGAAUACUGAGCCCGCUGAGCAGACCUACCGUCAGACAUCACGCCCGCCGCAACGAAACAUGCCUUGCUUCGUCUACAUCAACGGCUACCCCGGCAUCGGGAAGCUCACAAUCGCGAGGGAGCUCCAACGAUUACUCACCGACUCAAAGGUUUACCACAACCACCUCCUCAUCGACCCCGGCGAGGCCCCCGUCGAGCGCUCGUCUCCAGGCUAUCAUGAGAUGCGAACGGGUCUACGACGAUACGUCCUGAACGAAAUCGCGACGUCGGAAUACACGAAGGACAAAACAUGGAUCUUUACGGAUGCACGAGAGGCAAGCGCGGCGGGAGAAAUGGGCGCGAAGGAUUACGAAGCUGCAGCGAGAAAGCGAGGCGUUUCGUUCAUAUCGAUCGUGCUGGAGUGCGAGAUAGAGGAGAACAUAAAGCGGGCGAGCAACCCGGCGCGGAGUCAGAACGUAGACGCGAAGCUCACGGACGAGACAAUAUUGAGGCCGAUUCUGGAGAACGAGACAAUCUAUCGCUUCGGGUACGAGAACGAGUUGGUGCUGGAUGUCACGAAAUUGAGUUCGAAGGAAGCUGCCUUGCGGAUUAAGGAGCAUGUCGAUCGGUUGGCUGCAUGUCCGUCGUGA